AUGGCUUUCUUGAUGAAGAAGAAGAAAUUCAAAUUCCAAACCACUUUCACCCUGGAGGAGCUGACUGCAGUCCCCUUCGUGAAUGGGGUUCUCUUCUGCAAGGUCCGGCUGCUGGAUGGCGGGGACUUUGUCAGCUUGUCGUCAAGGGAGGAGGUGCAGGAGAACUGCGUGCGGUGGCGGAAGAGGUUCACCUUCGUGUGCAAGAUGAGCGCCAACCCGGCCACUGGCCUGCUCGACCCCUGCAUCUUCCGUGUGUCUGUGCGCAAGGAGCUGAAAGGUGGGAAGGCUUAUUCUAAGCUGGGCUUCGCCGACUUGAACCUGGCAGAGUUUGCAGGCUCGGGCUCCACGGUGCGCUGCUGCCUGCUGGAGGGCUACGACACGAAGAACACUCGACAGGACAACUCCAUCCUCAAGGUCACCAUUGGAAUGUUCCUGCUCUCGGGAGACCCCUGCUUCAAGACGCCGCCAUCCACUGCCAAGUCCAUCUCCAUUCCAGGCCAGGACUCCUCCCUGCAGCUGACGUGCAAGGGUGGCGGAACCAGCCACGGGGGCAGCAGCAACUCCCUGACGGGGUCCCGGCCCCCCAAGGCCCGGCCCACCAUCCUCGGCUCAGGGGUGCCGGAGGAGCCAGACCAGAACCUGUCCAGCCCCGAGGAGGUGUUCCACUCCGGCCACUCCCGCAACUCCAGCUAUGCCAGCCAGCAGUCCAAGAUCUCGGGCUACAGCACAGAGCAAUCGCGCUCCUCGAGCCUCUCAGACCUGACACACCGCCGGAACACGUCCACCAGCAGCAGCACCUCGGGCGGCCUCAGCAUGGCCGUGGAGGGGCCUGAAGGCAGCGAGCGCGAGCACCGGCCCCCGGAGAAACCACCACGGCCGCCCCGGCCUCCGCAUCUGUCAGAUCGCUCGUUCCGGAGGAAGAAGGACUCGGUGGAGAGCCACCCGACCUGGGUGGAUGACACGCGCAUUGAUGCUGAUGACAUCGUAGAGAAGAUCAUGCAGAGCCAGGACUUCACUGAAGGGAGCAAUACCGAGGACAGCAACCUCCGGCUGUUCGUGAGCCGCGAUGGCACCACCACCCUAAGUGGUAUCCAGCUGGCCAACAGGGUCUCCUCUGGGGUCUACGAGCCAGUCGUGAUUGAAAGCCAUUGAGGAGCAGGUGCCCCGGCUGGAGAAGGGCCCUGCCUUCACGGGCGUCCAGACCCGCGUCAUUCCACAAGGGACCUUCCCCUUCGGAUCACCAUCCGUGCUGCCUCUCAUCUGUGCCUCCUCCAUGCACUCCAGCCCCAAAGCAUCAUUCCACUGACCUCCCAUCUAUGCUGGGACGCUCAUGGCCCGCAAGGGCCCCGGGCACCACUGUGAAUAUUCUCCUCUGAACCACUAGGGAGCAGGACACAUGGGCCCGUGAAACAGGUGGGCAGAGACCCAUGGUGGGCACUGCCCCUCUGAGACCCACCUGGGCCCUCGGCGAGGACAUUCAGUAGUUCCUGCACAUGCAGGGAGGCUGGUGGCCGAGGGGCCUCUUGUCCUAUGUCCCCGUUCACUCCAGGAGCGCUGGCUCAGCCCUGGCAGGGCCUCGCUCCAUUGCCCCCUUGUCCUUGGCGGGGCAGUUCACCCCCCGGAAUCCUGCCACCAUGGCCCUCUGACUGCUUAGUGCUUCAGCUGUCACUCCUCUGCGUCCCGGGGGACCUGCUGGCGGCCUCCUCCGGGAAACCAAGACCUCAAACCCCACCCGCGCUCUGGAUUGAGACCCCCCUCCCCCGCAGCGAAUGUUCUCCUGCUGCCCCGGCAGCCUGCACUUUGCACACGCUUGUCUCCAGCACAGCACGCUGGCCCUCGCCUGCCCGUCCACUGAGCCCUUCCCAAGGAUCCCUGGGCCCUGCCUGCCGUGCAGUCAGCAGCCCUGCCCUCGCAGCCCGGCUGGAACGUGGCACCGCCCCUGCCCCUCUGGUUGGCUCCAGCUCAGGCCUGAGCCCCCUGCUGAGAAAGGUCUGAGCCUGAGCUUCGGUUCCCCUCUGCCCGGGGCUGGGUCCUGGGCAGCUGGCGUCCGUUAAGGAAGCCAGGAAAGGUGCCUCCCAAGGCCCUGGAGGUCAGCAGCCCGGCUGGGCUGGGUUUGCCAAGCCAAGCGCCCU
Molecule: messenger RNA, 2132 nt
Organism: Budorcas taxicolor (takin)
Lineage: Eukaryota; Metazoa; Chordata; Mammalia; Artiodactyla; Bovidae
Gene: EEIG1
Product: estrogen-induced osteoclastogenesis regulator 1
Exons: 11
Coding region: 1-1152 (383 amino acids)
Source: RefSeq, a predicted model, not a curated record